Messenger RNA from Pseudophryne corroboree (corroboree frog), 4057 nucleotides. RefSeq names its product synaptotagmin 7 (gene SYT7). NCBI's taxonomy places the organism in Eukaryota, Metazoa, Chordata, Amphibia, Anura, Myobatrachidae. The transcript has 13 exons. Gene Ontology annotation, cellular component: synaptic vesicle; plasma membrane. Bases 327 to 2321 code for a protein of 664 amino acids. The record is from RefSeq and is a predicted model, not a curated record. Gene Ontology annotation, biological process: regulation of dopamine secretion; regulation of calcium ion-dependent exocytosis; cellular response to calcium ion. Gene Ontology annotation, molecular function: SNARE binding; calcium ion binding; clathrin binding.
AAGUCACAGGGAAGGGAGAGACACAAAAAGGAAGAGAGAGAGAGAGAGAGAGAGAGAGAGAGGUUGGAUUCUUCAUAAAGAUCCUCAUUCAUUGACACUCUGACCUGCACACAGGAGCUCCCACAGCCACCUGCAGCCACCUGAGCUUCGGCUACCACAGGUCCUGCCACUGGAGUCAAGGAUACAGGAGACCUAAAAGUGGCAGCUCAGCCCCAUCUCCCUCCUCUUUAUCCCACCUCGCAGGCUGUCUUUGUGUUUUCCUGGGACGUACAAGGGGAAGGGAAGAGAAACAAGGGAACCGCGGAGGAGCAGAGGCAGGCAGGAAGAUGCACAUUAACCGAGAGCUUUCCACCAGUAAAGGAGCUCCAACCAGUGAGAUAAUCCUAGUCUCCGGUGCCCUCGCACUCAGCCUGAGCAUCACAAUCGUCAUGUGCGGACUCUGCCAGUGGUGCCAGCGAAAGCUAGGGAAGCGCUACAAAAAUUCUCUGGACACAGUAGGAACUCCAGACUCGAGCCGUGGCAUUCGCAAUGAGAAGAAAACUUUAAAUGAUCUAGACAAAGACUUUUGGAAUAACAAUGACAGCACAACCCACCAGAAAUGGAGCUCAUACCCUCCAAAGGAGUUUAUCCUAAACAUUUCACCUUACGCCCCUUAUGGUGACCCAAGGCUGGCCCUCAAUGGAACACUAUUGUCUGGUAGUAAGUCUGCUGCAUGUGGCACCACUGGUUUACUGGAUAAAGAUGGGCGGCUGGGAGACAAGCAGUUUCGCAGUGAAAACAUGAAGAUCAGCAUGUCUUCCCAAAGCCAUCAAAUCGAGCCAGGCCUGGGGAAGCCGGGGAGAGGGAGAUGGCACACCGUUCAAAGUCACUUGGCAUCCGGGAAUCUCAGUCGAAACAAUUUUGAAGACCCUACUCUGCCAGCAGCCACCACCCUCGAUCAUAUCCCCAUCUCCGCGGGAGACGUAAAGUGUCAGCGCCCUCGCACACUGCUACGCCAGCAGAGCCUCCAGCAACCUCUUAGCCUCCAUCAAAAGCACAAUCACUACCAGCCAACCACCAGCCAGAGUCUGGGGCAGCUACAGCUGCAGCAACAACCUCCAUCAUCCAGCAGCAGUAACACCAGCAACCCCCGCUCCCAGCGCACGGGCCAGAACAGGUCCCCAGCUUCAGCCGGAUCCAAGUACAGGCCCGGCGGCAUCCGGAACCGAACCAACCCAGGCAGCUGGGACUAUGUGGUUGGUCAGAUUCGCAAUCAUGGGCUGGACAUGAAGUCUUUUCUGGAAGGCCGCAUGGUGGUGCUGUCCUUGGUGCUGGGUCUCUCCGAGCAGGACGACUUUGCCAAUAUCCCUGACCUGCAAACAAAUGGGUCUCAACAGAAUCAGAAUACUCAGGGAGACAAGAGCAUUAAAAUGUACAACACAAGUGCACAGAAAGUAACAAACGCAAAAUGUACAACACAACUGUCUCCUGGGUCAGAUGACGAAGAUGGCCAUGACAGCUCAGGACGGGAAACACUUGGUCGUAUUCAGUUCAGCGUUGGCUACAACUUCCAGGACUCCACUCUUACAGUUAAGAUCAUGAAGGCCCAGGAGUUGCCGGCCAAGGACUUCAGUGGAACCAGUGAUCCAUUUGUGAAGAUUUAUCUGCUGCCAGACAAAAAGCACAAGCUAGAGACCAAGGUGAAGAGGAAAAACCUCAACCCUCACUGGAACGAGACCUUCCUCUUUGAAGGAUUCCCAUAUGAGAAAGUGGUGCAGAGAGUCCUGUAUCUCCAAGUCUUGGACUAUGAUCGAUUUAGCCGUAAUGACCCGAUCGGAGAGGUGUCAAUUCCACUUAACAAGAUAGACCUGACACAGAUGCAGACGUUCUGGAAGGAGCUGAAACCGUGCAGCGAUGGCAGUGGAAGCCGAGGUGAGCUGCUGCUGUCUCUGUGUUAUAACCCCUCAGCGAACUCUAUCAUUGUCAACAUCAUCAAGGCACGGAAUUUAAAAGCCAUGGACAUCGGGGGCACUUCAGACCCAUAUGUGAAGGUUUGGCUUAUGUACAAGGACAAGAGGGUCGAGAAGAAAAAAACUGUGGUUAUGAAGCGGUGCCUAAAUCCUAUCUUUAACGAGUCCUUCAUCUUUGAUAUUCCCACUGAGAAACUUAGAGAGACCACCAUCAUCAUAACUGUCAUGGACAAAGACAAGCUUAGUCGUAAUGAUGUUAUUGGCAAGAUCUACUUGUCUUGGAAGAGUGGUCCUGGAGAGGUGAAACACUGGAAAGAUAUGAUUUCCCAUCCAAGAACAGCUGUAGCACAGUGGCACCAACUCAAGGCCUGAGCUGAUGGCUCUUCUGCACUCUGUGAUCUCCUGCAGUCUUCGGUUACCUCCAACCAACUCUUACUGUCUGCACAAACACAGCCUGCAGGCUUGUAUAAGGAACCGCCAGCUUGGAACUCUGGGUAACAGGAUGCCCUGGGGCCAGCUUGUGCCACCUGCAGCUCCUCCACAAGGAUUGUGAUCCAAAACUGUCCUUAUAUUUGUCAUCCCUGGCACAGCUGCAGUUUUCCUUCUGGCCUCACGAGAUGCGGCACCUCCCAACACAGUGUUACAGAGACGCUGAGAAGGGCAGAGCGGGAUCAUCCCGUGAGAAACCUCUCAAGGCUGCCAAGCCUGCAAACUUUCCAUGGCUUCUACAAAUACAUGCCAUCCACAGAGGCACCUUAGAGUGCGUAUGGUGGUUGUCAAUGUUACAAGUCACUUUUUGUAGUGGUGCGAAGGUGCGAUGAACCCUAUCAUUUUUUUUUAGGGUUUUGUUUUCUUUAUUGAAAGAGAUUAAGAGCAAUACCUGUGUUAUUGCGAAUUAGAAACCUCCUUGGUGGUACGAGGAGGUAGAUUUAGGGUGGAUUCUGCUCCACAGGCUCUUUGCCAUACGUGUGUGGUUGUUAGUGUCCAGUGUGUGUAAUGCAAUGUGUGCGUGCGUGGGUGCGUGUGUGCGUGUGUUUUCUCGCAGCUCACCCCAUAACUUCUAUCUUCCCUUGGCGGGCUGGUAUGAUGCUCCGGUGCACCUGCGUAUCUUCAUACCGUGUUUCUUUGUAGCUUUCUCUGACAGUUGCCUUUUUCUUUUUUUUUUUCUUUUAAAUUCUGUUUUUCACUGAUUCAGUCAUCUUUCUGAGUUUCACUAGAAAAAAAUAUUAAAAGUGUUUUUGUUUUUCGUUUUUUCAAAGUCACAAAGAAUAUUAUGUUGAAUCUCUGGCCUGAGGUUAGAUUUGUAGAGUGUUGGGUAGUCAUCUUGUUGCUGCCAGCGGAGGCCCACAAUGCAUUGAGCCCAGCCCUCUCUGGCACAGGGAAGUUUAUUGUUAGAGCCGAAGAGGAAGCAGCCCUUGGGCACAGCUCACAGAGCUUAGUAUUUCCAGCCUCCUGGAAGGAAGGAUGAGACGUUGGUGCAGUCCCCUUCUUUUCUGGUGAUUGUGUGGUGUAACCUGUAUGUAUCAGGGCCCCCCUGCGUUUUGAGCAUCACCAGCCAUUUUGUCUUCCAGGAUGAGGCCUUGGAUAUUCCCGGGGUCUCUUACUCUCCAGGCUCCAGAGUCCCAUGUAUAAAGCUAAAACUAACUGAGAUGUAAGUAUGAAAAGCUGAUUAUGGUGUCUGUGUGGAAAAGAAGGGGGAUACCUAAUGUACUUCUCGCCAGUUCUCAUUCUGUUUGAGACAAAGGAUAAAAUUUAAAAAAACUUAAAUAAAUGCUGUAAAAUUUAUACACAAGAUGACAGUAAUGUCUUUUAUACCCCUGGGGUCCUGCUUCCAGGGUCUUAGUAUUUAUGGCUGAGAGCUAAGAUCUCAGCGUCACCUAGCACUAUCUAUCUAUCUAUCUAUCUAUCUAUCUAUCUAUCUAUCUAUCUAUCUAUCUAUCUAUCUAUCUAAUCAUCUGUCUUUUGGAAAGACAAUGUAUAGCAUUCCUUGGUGAGACUCAGUACUGUACAUUGUUUAAUGGCUCUACUUGAAAGUCUAUCCCCCCCCCCCUCCCCAACUACUAUUGAAUUGAAGACAGUAAGAAUAAUAAAACUAAUCUUUUAUCUAA